AUGGAUGGUAUUAGUGGCGAGUCUGGUGAUGGCCUCGACCUGGACAUGUCCUCGCAGAUGUUCUCGGGAUACAGCGGCGAUGGAAGUCCGGUGAAUCCCAAUCAGUUGGGUGCAAAUGCCCAAGAUGACGAUCGAAUGGAUGGGGAUCCGAAAAGGAGAAGAAUCGCAAGGGCUUGCGACAUGUGUCGCAAGAAGAAGAUAAAGUGCGAUGGGAAGAUGCCAAAAUGCACCCACUGCAUCAAUUACAAGACAGAAUGCAUCUUCACGCAAGUGGAAAAGAAGAGGAAUCCGCCCAAAGGUGCCAAAUAUAUCGAAGGAUUGGAAAACCGUAUGAAGAGACUGGAAGGCUUGUUGAAAAUGGCGGGACUCGCGGACAGCGAAACCGACCUCCCGUCCAUUGAACGUCGCCUGCAGGAACGCUCUCAAGGCUCGCAGCACACCCAGUCGAAUGGAAUGUACAUGCAAGCUGCCAUGUCAUCGGCACUAGGAAAUACGCGCCCAGGAUCGUUGCAAUCGACUCCCCAGAUGGAAUCUAUUUCAAGUCCGAGAGCUACCGAUUCACCUGAGUCGCAUGAAAGCAAGGAGUACGAAGUCGAAGCAUUGUCCGAUAUGAUGUGUUCGCUUGUUACAAACAAUAUCGGAGAGACAAGGUACAUCGGGUCUUCUUCUGGCUUCUCAAUAUUCUCUCCCAGAGGUAUUCAGUGGGUCAAUGAUAAGACAGGCGACUCUUCCUUUCAAGAAAUGAUACAGUCGGCGUAUAUCGAUGACAACAAAUGGAUGUUUUGGAAGCCAGAGAUCUUUAGCGAUAUAUUUGCACGCCGUGUUUUCAAGCCUUUGCCCCCCAAAGAUGAGGCCCUCUCACUCUUUCGGGACUUUUUCGAUAAUUUCAAUUGCCUAUUGCCGCUAUUCCACGAACCCACCUUCAUGCACCUCGUGGAACGCCAAUACUCGCGAGAUCCAUAUGAAGGCUCGGGCUGGUGGGCCAGCAUCAAUGUUGUCCUCGCAAUUUCUCACAGACUAAGGGUAAUGAACCAUCUAGUUCCGCAGGAGGAAGACAAAAAGGCUUGGCUCUAUCUGAAGAAUUCUAUGGGUGUUUUGACUGAGCUUACAAUGAGAAAUACCGAUUUAUUAAGUGUUCAGGCAUUACUGGGAAUGGCUCUCUUCCUACAAGGAACCCCCAAUCCCCAGCCCAGCUUCUUCCUAGUUGCAGGAGCAAUUCGGCUUUCACACAGUAUUGGCUUACACAAGCGAGGCUCUAGUUUCGGUUUAAACCAGGUAGAAAUGGAGCAGCGCAAACGGGUCUUCUGGAUUGCCUAUAUGAUGGAUAGAGAUUUGUGCCUUCGAUCCGGGAGGCCGCCUGUCCAAGAUGACGAUGAUAUGAAUGUCGAACUUCCCAGUGACGAGCCACCUGAUAAUGUCGGCAAUAUUCCGCUUUCCGAUGGCCAAGGCAAAGUCAAUUUAUUCAGAGUCAUGUGCCGAUUUUCUAUCAUCCAGAGUCGGGUAUACAAACGACUUUACUCGGCUCGCGCGGCGAAGCAGUCCGACGGCGAGCUUUUGAACACCAUCGGCGAACUCGAUAAAGAGCUAGAAGAGUGGAAAGAGAGUAUUCCUACUGAUUAUCGCCCGGAACAUGAGAUAAAAGCCACUCACACGCCCUUGUUAUUGCACGUGGUGAUGUUGCAUUUUGCUUACCACAAUUGCCUAACGACCAUACACCGAAUGGCAGUGCAUCAUGGGUACUGGACAAGUCGCCUAUCCAACUACGCCAUCCAAGGCUUGAAUGCAAGGCCUUUGAACCCUCGGGUUUUCUCUUCUGCCAACAUUUGCGUAUCCGCUGCGAGAGCGUCGAUAAAUCUAAUUAAAUACAUACCGCACGGUGACUUUGCUUGUGUUUGGUUGAUAUUGUAUUAUCCUGUAUCUGCGCUUGUUACUCUUUUUGCCAACAUCUUACAAAACCCGCAAGACGCACGCACCCGAUCAGAUAUCAAAUUGAUGGACCUGGUCGUCAACUUUCUCUCCAUGCUGGUCACGGACGAGUCGAACGGCAGCGUCAAACGAAUGUUGAGUGUUUGCGGCGAAUUUGAGAGAAUCGCCAAAGUGGCCCUCGACAAGGCCGAGAAAGAAGCUCAUUCAAAGCGGAAGCGCAAAGUCUCAUCAUCAGAUAAUAAAGCAUCAGUCGGUCACGAAACAGGAAUUCCUAAGAGCCAUAUCACCCCCUCUCCGGACACAGAUGCCUCGACUCCUCCGCCGUCCGCACUGACCAACGCCGCCAACGCUUUCAAUCAAGCUAUGAAUGGCGUCGUGUCUCCUAACCCUAAUAACUUUGUAGCUGCUACCAUGGGCGAUCUCCCUAGUGGCAUGCCUGGAUUCUCCAACGACUUCCAGAAUAUGAUGAAUGCUGGGGCAUUCACACAAGCGCCGUUCCCGGAUCAGACGACAUCAGCAGAUGCAUCAAAUUUUUCCUUCCAACAACCAUUUGUACCACAGGAUCUCUGGCAAAUGCCUAUGACUCUAGAGUGGGACUGGGCCGAUCUAUCUACGUCAAAUAUACCGCCACCAUUUGACCAGCAAGAUAUGUUCGGUGGAGCUAUGCGUAAUGGCCAGUAA
Talaromyces rugulosus is the source of this 2607-nucleotide messenger RNA. RefSeq lists its product as uncharacterized. The transcript has 7 exons. The record is from RefSeq and is a predicted model, not a curated record. Gene Ontology annotation, molecular function: DNA binding; zinc ion binding; DNA-binding transcription factor activity, RNA polymerase II-specific. Lineage: Eukaryota; Fungi; Ascomycota; Eurotiomycetes; Eurotiales; Trichocomaceae. Bases 1 to 2607 code for a protein of 868 amino acids. Gene Ontology annotation, biological process: DNA-templated transcription; regulation of DNA-templated transcription.